Solea senegalensis (Senegalese sole) is the source of this 990-nucleotide messenger RNA. RefSeq names its product putative nuclease HARBI1. The record is from RefSeq and is a predicted model, not a curated record. Lineage: Eukaryota; Metazoa; Chordata; Actinopteri; Pleuronectiformes; Soleidae. Bases 1 to 990 code for a protein of 329 amino acids. The transcript is spliced from 4 exons.
AUGCUUUACCGGCAGGCCGAACAGGAGGCUGCUGACCUGAGGAGGAGGAUCAGGGAAAGAAGAGCCAGAUUGCAGAGGAGGGAGAGGAGGCUUGCACUUCUAGCAUAUCUUGUGAACAAGAAGAAACAACCAAUGCAGAGAUAUGCACAGAUGAAUAUAAAUGUGCCAAUCAUCAGCAUGUUUAUGAUCGUCCACAAGACUGUAGACAACAUGAUGACGAUCAUUCACCAGGUCAUCCAUUUCCCCAAACAUGAGGAACUGGAGGUGGUGGGGUCUGGCUUUUCCCGUCUGGCUGAUCAUGAGGCAUUUGGUCGGGCUGUUGGAGCCAUUGAUGGGUGCCACAUCCGUGUUCUUCCCCCUAAAGACCCACAGAAGAGGUGUUACAUGAACAGAAAACUCUUCCCAUCAGUUAUUUUGCAAGGUGUCUGUGAUGCUGGGGGAAAGUUCCGAGAUGUCUACAUAGGGAAUCCAGGAUCGGUCCAUGACUCGAUGGUUCUCCGCAGAUCCCCCAUGUUCAGACAGGCCCUGUAUCCACCAGCUGGAUACUUUCUGCUGGGAGAUGGAGGGUACCCGUGUCUGCAGCAUCCGGUGGCCAUCAUGACACCGUACCGCCAGCCCGUAGCCACCAGAGUGGAAUCCAGAUUUAAUCACCACCAUGCCAAGGCCCGCAUUAUAAUCGAACGCACCUUUGGGAUGCUCAAGACCCGCUGGCGCAAUAUCUUUCUGCGGGCUCUUGAAGUCCGACCUCUCUUCACACCGAAAGUGAUCGGUGCCUGCUGCAUCCUCCAUAACAUCUGCAUGGGUGUAGGAGACAUCGUGGAGGAGGAGGAGGAAGAGGAGGACGAUGAUGGCAGUGAGGACGGGGGAAACGGUGAGGAUGAAGCCCCUGGUGAGGACCUGUCAGGAAAUGGCACCAGGGAAAGGAUUGCCACACAGGUUUCCUCACCCACUGAGUUGCAACAUUUCUUACAUGAACAUGAUUAUAAUUGA